This is a messenger RNA of Thelazia callipaeda (thelaziosis nematode), 906 nucleotides long. Lineage: Eukaryota; Metazoa; Nematoda; Chromadorea; Rhabditida; Thelaziidae. The record is from the annotation of a GenBank genome assembly.
UUGAGGCGAAAUUUUCAGCAGCAAGGCAUAAUAUGCGAAUUUUUUUGGAAAACAACACUGGUCAGUUAUCCGAUUUCACUUGCAGCACAAACAUCUUCAAUUUGGACUUGUGUUGCAAUUACUGUUGACCGAUUCCUCGCAGUGAAAUACCCGCUACAAACACGUAUGUGGUGUUCAACAUCUCGUGCGAAAUUGGUCUUAUCAGUGAUCGCAACUGUUUCAUUCGUCUAUAAACUUCCAUCUUUAUUCGAAUUAACAUUGGAUAAAUGUGGUCGUUUGAUACCUACAUCAUUGCGCACCAAUGGCCUUUACAUUGUUUUAUACAAUACUUACGGUUAUUUGUUACUGCUAAUAAUUAUUCCCUGGACAACGAUGAUCGUUUUAAAUAUAAUCAUCAUUCGAGCCAUACAUCAAGCUUAUCGUAUUCGUCGUUCCCUUGUUAAUUGUAGUAAUACUACAAAUUUGGAUGAUAAAGAACGUCGCUGUACACUCAUGGCUUUCGUAAUGAUUUCGAUGUUUAUCAUCUGUAACCUAAUCGCUGGGAUUAAUCACAUUAUCGAGGCAUUUUUUGUUGAAUAUUCACAAUUUUUCCGGUUACGUUUACCAGUCGGAAAUUUAUUGGUAUGCGUCAACAGGUGCGCUAAUUUUAUCUAUUUUAAGCUAAUUUUUUGCUAUUUUAUUCAUGCUUCCAAUAUAUUCAUAUACUCUAUAUUUGGUCGUAAAUUUCGACAAAUAUGUGUAGCUCUGUUGUGUCCAUGCAUAGCUAAUAGCAAUUAUAAAACGAUGAAACCAAUUCGUCUGAAUGAAAUAACGACUCAAUUAUCGAAUAAAUUUUCUGAUCAAAUCACUGAGGUUUAUACUUUUUUCUUAUAUGAUGCUAUCAAUCAUAAAUAUGCAGUCAUUUAA